Molecule: messenger RNA, 1091 nt
Organism: Botrytis cinerea B05.10
Lineage: Eukaryota; Fungi; Ascomycota; Leotiomycetes; Helotiales; Sclerotiniaceae
Gene: Bcpnc1
Product: Bcpnc1
Exons: 2
Coding region: 169-864 (231 amino acids)
Source: RefSeq, a predicted model, not a curated record
GGAGUUCAUACAUACAGAUGCAACAUCGAGACGGACCGCAAGUUGGUUCAUACUUUGUUAGAUAAGAAUAAGCUUUUGGGGUUUAAUCUAUUUUACUAUCGAUAGUUACUUCACCAACAAUCUAUCCCUGGGAGACACAUCACACCAAUCCACCCAACUAACUUUAUCAUGUCACCUCCUGUCACUUCCAUUAUCAAGCCUGCUCUAAUCGUUGUAGAUCUUCAAGAAGAUUUUUUACCUCCAAAUGGUUCUCUAGCUGUGAGCAAUGGUAGAGAUACAAUUCCUAUCAUCAAUAACCUCCUCACUCUUCCAUUUCACCUCAAGAUCGCCACCAAAGACUGGCAUCCUUCGAAUCAUAUAUCGUUCGCUUCAAACCAUGCAGGUAAACAACCAUUUGCAGAUUUUACCACCAUCAUCAACCCAUCCAAUCCUUCUGAGACUUAUCAAGUACGUCUCUGGCCACCUCAUUGCAUUCAGGAUACGCUCGGCUCUGAGUUUCCCUUUGAACUGGAUACAAAUAAGUUUACCAAAACUAUCCUCAAGGGACAAAAUCCUGAUGUAGAAAUGUACUCAGCAUUUUAUGAUCCCUUAAAGAAUCCUCGAUGUAGUGACAGUGGAUUAGCAACUCACUUAAAAAACGAAGGCAUUACACAUGUCUAUGUAGUAGGUCUAGCUGCCGAUUAUUGUGUCAAGUGCACUGCCGAGGAUUCCGCCACGGAAGGGUUCAACACUUUCAUUAUAGAGGAGGGAACUCGAGCCGUCGAUCCUACAUCGUGGGAAACCAUGAAUUUAGGUUUGAAAGGGGUCAAAGUCGUGAGUGUGACUGGAGAGGAAGUAAACCAAGUAAGAAAGUUGGGCAAUUGAGGGAAGGUCUAGCACGGAUGUCAAAUUACAAUUCGGUCUUUUUUCAAUGACUGUUGGUUGUGCCGAAGAUGUGCUGAAAGCAAAUUCAUGCAAGUGUCUCAGGUGGUGACACCGAGUACAAUGCCCGUACUUCAAUAACCUUCUUUACGAAGGGGAAGUCAUUGUAUUGCAAACAUACCAUUUCAAUUAAAUUAUAAUAGUAGAAACAUCAAUCAGAUAUAACUACA